AUGGACGGCAUUAAUCUAUUUCAUCAAUUUGUGGCACGCCACAAACCCCAACUGGAAGCUGCUGCUGUACCACAACAUUUUUGGCAAUCAAUUUAUCGGAAAGUAACAACGGAGACCUUCGAUGCUGGUGUCGUGUUGCAGCUGAUGCUCAUCGAAUAUGACGAAGAGGAUGCCGAGGAUACCAAUGUGACAGAUGAUGAGAAGGAGUGUCGGCCAGUGUUUGCCCUGUCCGUCGCUGCCGAGGGUGGUAUUCGUGCCAAUGAUCCAAAUGCUGUAUUCUUGGUCGAUCAUGCCUGGACAUUUAGAACAAAUAUUGCCCGCCAGCAGUUGGAACAAUAUGACCAUUUGCUGAAUCGCAUGUGCGCCAUUACGGGUGUGGAUUUGGAGGAUGAACAACGUGUGGACAAGGUGCUUGCGAAAAUCUGGAAAUAUGCCCAAGUUUAUACACUGAACAGUGAACAAUUAUCCGAUGAAGAUCGUCAACCAAUUUGGUAUAUUAUGGAUGAAGUGGGCUCUGCGGUGGUCCAUUCAGAUGACCCCAACUUUAGAAUGGUACCAUUUUUGCAUUUAGACAGCCAGGUGACCUACAGUUUACUGUUCCCCAUUAAGGAUUGUGAGCAGGGUGAUCAGGUGUGUCGUGACUUUGUGGAAUAUGUGGCCAAAGAUGCCGAGGAACGUAAGGUGUUGCUAUUGCCAUGGCAAUUUACCGAUUUAACCGAUGAAAGUUUUGUACAGUGUGAACCCUCGGUUGAAUACUACACGGCAGGUCACAUACCCGAAACAUAUCCCAAUGAGGAUAAUUUGUGCGAACCAGAAAUUGAUAGAAAUGAACCCUUGAAGGUAUACGCCGAAUAUGAUAUUGUUAGGCAACACUUGACAUCGCCCUAUUUUACACUGGUGGACAAUUCUGAAGAUGCCGACGUUUUGUGGUUGACAACACAUUUCAAAGAUUUCGACGAGCUGGCUCGCACCACCCCUAAUAAAUUUGUCAACCAAUUCCCCUUUGAAUAUGUUAUAACCAUAAAGGAUCUGCUGAGCAUCACCUGCCGUAGGGCAGCCACUGAACAUCACAACAAGGAAACACUGGAAACCUAUCCCAAAUGGUUGCCAACAACGUAUAACCUAAAAACGGAACUUUUACAAUUUGCCUCGUAUUAUCAGAAUAGAGCUGCCAAGGGACUGGACAAUCAUUGGAUUGUUAAACCAUGGAAUUUGGCCAGAGCUCUUGAUACACACAUCUCCAAUAGCCUGAGUCAUAUUGUACGUCUACCCACCACGGGGCCUAAAAUUGCCCAAAAAUAUAUCGAAGAUCCAGUGCUGUUCUAUCGUGACAGUCUCAGUGCCAAGGUUAAAUUUGAUGUACGCUAUGUGGUGCUGUUGAAAAGUGUGAAGCCCCUGGAAGCAUUUGUGCAUCGUAAAUUCUAUUUGAGAUUUUCGAAUAAACCUUUCUCGUUGGACCAUUUUGACGACUAUGAAAAACAUUUUACCGUUAUGAAUUAUCAAGACAAUGCCGAGCUGCAUCAUGUGAAGUGUGAUGACUUUUUGGAGAUGUGGCAGCAACAAUAUCCCAAACAUUCUUGGUCGGAAAUUGAAGAUCGCAUUUGUUCCAUGCUGUAUGAAAUGUUGGAAUGUGCCACCAAAUCACCAGCACCAUGUGGCAUACAGCCAUGUUCGCAAUCAAGAGCCUUGUAUGCGGCUGAUAUUAUGUUGGCAUGGGAGAAUAAAUCCAGCAUCAUGCAACCGAAGCUGUUGGAAGUAAAUUGGACACCAGAUUGUAAGAGAGCCUGUGACUAUUAUCCUGAUUUUUAUAAUGACAUAUUUAAGUUGUUAUUCCUCAAUGAGGCAAACGAUGAAGUUUUUAAACCACUGCAAAAGGAGUAUUAA
Molecule: messenger RNA, 1884 nt
Organism: Musca vetustissima
Lineage: Eukaryota; Metazoa; Arthropoda; Insecta; Diptera; Muscidae
Product: tubulin--tyrosine ligase-like protein 12
Exons: 1
Coding region: 1-1884 (627 amino acids)
Biological process (GO): protein modification process
Source: RefSeq, a predicted model, not a curated record